AUGCAAGGAUUCUCUUAUGAGAACCGCAGCUCUGUGUCAGAGUUCAUCCUUCUGGGUUUCUCCAGGAAUUUCCAACUUAAUAUAAUCCUCUUCAAUGUCUUCUUCUUCCUCUACCUCUCUACGCUUGUGGGCAACGGGCUCAUUGUCACCUUGAUCCACCUGGACUCCCGUCUCCACACACCCAUGUACUUCUUUCUCAGUGUCCUUUCCAUGCUGGAUAUGAGCUAUGUCACCACCACAGUGCCCCAGAUGCUUGUGCAUCUUGUCUGCCAGAAGAAAACUAUCUCCUAUUCUGGGUGUGUAGCCCAGAUGUACAUCUUUCUGGUGUUAGGCAUCACUGAGGGCUGGUUGUUCUCUGUCAUGGCCUAUGACAGAUAUGUAGCCAUUUGCCACCCACUCAGAUAUAAGGUUAUCAUGAGGCCUUGGCUGUGUGGGGCAAUGGUAGUCUUUUGUGGACUAUGGGGUGUCAGCUGUUCUCUGGUCUACACUGUCUUCACUAUGAGGCUGCCCUACUGUGGCCCCAAUGAGAUCAAUCACUUCUUCUGUGAGGUUCCUGCUGUUCUGAAGCUUGCCUGUGCAGACACAUCCCUCAAUGACCGGAUAGACUUUAUCCUAGGUUUUAUCCUUCUCCUGGUACCUCUUUCCUUUAUCCUGGCCUCUUAUGUCUGCAUCUUUGCCACCAUUCUGAAAAUCCGCUCAGCCCAAGGUCGACUGAAGGCCUUUUCCACCUGUGCCUCUCACAUCACUGUGGUCACCAUGUUCUGUGGACCUGCCAUGUUUAUGUACAUGAACCCUGGGGCCAAUGCCUCCCCAGAGAGAGACAAGAAACUAGCUCUGUUCUACAAUGUCAUCUCUGCCUUCCUCAACCCUAUAAUCUACAGCCUCAGAAACAAAGAUGUGAAGAGGGCUUUCCUCAAAGUAACAGGCUGGGGAGGAGCCACUGAGUGA
Messenger RNA from Arvicanthis niloticus (Nile rat), 948 nucleotides. The record is from RefSeq and is a predicted model, not a curated record. NCBI's taxonomy places the organism in Eukaryota, Metazoa, Chordata, Mammalia, Rodentia, Muridae.